UUCGCUCAUCCAGCCAUCUGGAACUUCUCCUAUAAAGCUUUCCAGCAGAGAAUACUUCUGUAUUUAGAAAGCUGCUUGAGUGACUCUGAGCCCUUUCUCUUAGAGAUGCUCGCCUAAGAGGAUGGGCUCGUAUGGGUUUUCUACUCUGAGGGAUGCUUUCAAGAUCCUGUCCAAUUCCACAGAUGCAGAUGAAGAGUUUUCAAAACUGGACAAGUUGAACUGGACUUUCCCCAAGCCAUGUUUGGCUUCUGAUUUCCACGCAGCCAAGUGCCAAAUGGAGAAGAACCGUGCUGCCUCCAGGCCGCACCCCAGUGAACGCUCAGUGUCCAUAAGCACAUUGGUUAUGGGGUCAGAGAGCUGGAACCCCCCAACUUCCUGCCAAGUUCCAUCCAAGAGGCCUGUGGCAACUUUGGUUGUCCGGCCUGCACAACCCCAAAAACCCACCCAGCCUGAUGAUACCUCCCGAUAUCCCAGAUUAGCAAAGAGGAGACUAAUUUGUUUAAAUCGGGAUGAAGAAAAGGAGGUCUGGAGUGAUGAGGAUGAACUUUUUGAAUCGAAGGAAGAAAGCAGCAGCAGCACCAACACUUCCCUCUUUGGUUCGAAAAAGAAGAUCUGGACUUCAGAGGAGUCUCAGUGGAUUAAGGAAGGCGUGAAGAAGUUUGGGGAAGGGAGGUGGAAAGCCAUUUCCCAGGCAUUCCCCUUUAAGAACCGCACUCCUGUGGCGAUCAAGGACCGAUGGCGGACGAUGAAGAAUCUGGGGCUCUUGUGACCCUGGGGGCAAGUGCCUGAGCUCCAGCGCUAUGUGGACACGGUGGGCCAGAGGUGCUUUUGCAGUGUGUUGCAUUGGGCCAGCAGGCUGGUGGCCACAAUCUCUUAGCUCACUGGAGGCUUCUCCCUCUGCUUUCUGACAUAGGCUCUCCCCCUCCCUCCAUUUUGUUUCUUUUUUCCCCCCUUUUAGUUUUCAGUACUGAAAAUACAGAUUCAACCUUGUGUAAACAAUUGGUAUGGAAAGUGCACGUUUUACAGUAUAAAAAAUACGUCAUUUCAAUUUUUUAUUUUGCCAUAAUCUUCUGGAGUACAAAUGCUAUAAAUAAGGUUAAAGUAAAAAGACAGUAGAAUAAGAUAUGUUCUAUCCACAAACAGGAUGACAUCAUCUUACAGUCUCACAAUAGGCAAACAUUCUUAUUUACUUGUGGAAUCAAGUUACUUCAAUUAGUAUUAAUAACAUACUAUAUAAAAUCCCACCACACUGCACCAAAAUCCAUAGCUUAUGCCUCAACUUGAAUUAAUUGAAAACUAAAUGUAAUUUUUGCUGAAAUUGCAGUGUUGUACAUGUUUUUAUACCACAAAAUAUUUCCAGUGUUGGACAAUAGACCGCCUUGCUACAGUUCGUAAAGUGAUGAGUUCUUUAGAUAGUACUUUUUUAUUUAUACCUUGGAACAUUGUUAAAAUAAAAAGCUAUGGAGUGAA
Podarcis raffonei (Aeolian wall lizard) is the source of this 1470-nucleotide messenger RNA. RefSeq names its product telomeric repeat binding factor 2 (gene TERF2). NCBI's taxonomy places the organism in Eukaryota, Metazoa, Chordata, Lepidosauria, Squamata, Lacertidae. Gene Ontology annotation, cellular component: chromosome, telomeric region; shelterin complex; nucleus. The record is from RefSeq and is a predicted model, not a curated record. The coding region runs from base 122 to 769 and encodes 215 amino acids. The transcript is spliced from 5 exons. Gene Ontology annotation, biological process: protection from non-homologous end joining at telomere; negative regulation of telomere maintenance via recombination; regulation of telomere maintenance via telomerase. Gene Ontology annotation, molecular function: G-rich strand telomeric DNA binding; telomerase activity; double-stranded telomeric DNA binding.